AUGAUUUUGGACUUCCAACGAUGGUCUAUGCCACCGGUGCUCCAGCUGCUUUGCAUGCUUUUAACCUUCAACGUGAAGGUGGAUCACUCGCCGGACGUGCAGUUUGUGGAAGUCUUUGCUGGGGUUGCUGAGAUCAGCCGGGCUUGCCGAGCUGAGGGCAUGGUGGGAUCUAGCCAUGACAUCUCAUACUCCUCGCACUUUGAUUUGUGCAAUCGUACUGGGUUUCUGCUGGCCAUCAACGAGCUCCUUCGUGCAGUACCUGGCUCGCUGUGCAUCUUCGCAUUGUGUUGCAACAGCUAUUGCCGUAUGAGUCGGUCCACUAGUGGUCGUGGCAUUUUAUUUCCGCUUGGGGAUACGUCCAAAAGAUUUGUGAGGGAGGGAAAUUUACUGGCGAGCCGGCUGGUUUUGAUGCUAUGGAUUUGCGCUUCCCGCAAUCUGAUCUGGCUGGUGGAGCAGCCUGAGGGGAGUGCGUUCCCAUUGCAUCCACGGUGGCAGGAAUUUUUGGAGUACUGCCCAGCUUUCACCACCUCAUUUUGGAUGGGUGCUUUCAGUGGUCCUACGGCAAAGCGCCACCGAUUGUGGUCAAACUGCCCCAAGUUUCUCGAGGGAAUCUGGGAGGCUGGGGGUAGCAUGUCGCGAGAUGCACUUCGUGCUUUGCCCGGAGGGCCACUGGUACGGAAAUAUAAGGACAAGAACGGAGUUGCUCGAUGUUCUGGGUUGAAGGACAAAUUGAAAGCUUCCCAGUUACUCGGUGCCUAUUUAGCACUGGGUUUGUUGGUUCAGAAAUAA
Cladocopium goreaui is the source of this 789-nucleotide messenger RNA. The record is from the annotation of a GenBank genome assembly. NCBI's taxonomy places the organism in Eukaryota, Dinophyceae, Suessiales, Symbiodiniaceae.